Messenger RNA from Papilio xuthus (Asian swallowtail), 3699 nucleotides. Its product is annotated as transcription elongation regulator 1. Gene Ontology annotation, cellular component: nucleus. The record is from RefSeq and is a predicted model, not a curated record. Gene Ontology annotation, molecular function: transcription coregulator activity; RNA polymerase binding. The transcript has 22 exons. The coding region runs from base 139 to 3675 and encodes 1178 amino acids. Lineage: Eukaryota; Metazoa; Arthropoda; Insecta; Lepidoptera; Papilionidae.
GGGCAAGCCUAUGGCGGCCAUUUUGAGGCGAGGUAUGUUUUUCCGCCAUUGUGUUUUAUAGUGUGCUUGUAUGCCAAAAAUAAAUUGCUUCGGCAUGAGGACAUAAGUGUAUUGUGAAUUUAAUUCCUAUUUUACAAGAUGGACGAAGAUUAUAUGGAAACACAGGAAACGGUUACGGCCGACCUAAAUAACCGAUCAGAAGUAGUUGACAAUCUUGAAGCGGCGAAAGAAAUCGCCGAAGUUCUAGGAUACGAAGAGAGUUAUGAAGAAGAUGACGGCACAAAUAGCUUCCGAGGCGGUCGAGGAAGAGGCAGUCAAUUCAGUCGAGGUCGCGGUCGAGGGCCUCCGCCUGGAUGGAUGAAUGGUCCCCCACCUCCGAUGAGGUUCCGUGGUCGUGGUUUCGGACCAGGAGGACCACCGAUGCGCAGCAGAGGCUUCUUUAGAGGUCGAGGUGGACCACGCUUUGGACCGAACAAUGGUCCCGGCUUUGACGGUAACUGGGGUCCGAUGGGACCACCGCCCGGUAUGAUGGGUGGUCCUCCUCCAUAUGGACCACCGCCUGGUAUGAUGCCGCCCGGUGGACCAAUGGGACCACCGCCUAAUAUGAUGGGGCAGCCGCCACCGUUUGCCGGACCACCGGGAAUGCCACCGCCUAAUAUGCCCGCUCCGGAGUUAUGGGUGGAGACGAAGUCUGAUGAAGGCAAGCUUUAUUACUACCACUCGAGGACACGUGAGACGACAUGGACGAGGCCCAUGGAGGGACCGACUUGUAAAGUCAUCACGCAAGCGGAGAUGGAAGCCAUGAGUACUGCAGUGCCGCAGAUGCCACCCGGUAUGAAUGGACCUCAGAGUAUGAUGAGUGGGCCCAUGAGUGGUCCGAUGGGUGGACCACCAAUGGGAGGUCCAAUGAGUAUGAUGAACGGCAUGAUGCUGCCACCAGGAGUCUCCGCGGGACCUGCCCAGGGCUCCGUUCCACCAUUUAUGACGCAACCACCUCCGUGGAUAAAGGAUGGUAACAACAAAGAUAAACAGGACAAUCAAAAUCAGAUGGAUGAUGAUGAGUCACCUCCGGGUGAUAUGUCGCAGAUGACACAAGCCAAUGGUGGUGGGUACGGUGGACCAUGGGGCAACUGGGGCUGGCCGCCGCCCGGCGCUGCCUCUGGUAUCACAUCAGCUGCUGUACCUGACAAAGGAGCAGCAACACAGAUGGCGCCUACAACGGUGACUGGUGCAGGCAGCAAGCAGGAACCCAUCAAUGUAGACGCCCUGCCCUCACCCAAGAGAGAGGAAAUUGUGAUACCACCGGAGCUGGUGGCAGCGGCCGCGGAGUGGACAACACAUCGCGCGCCGGAUGGCAAACCUUAUUAUUACAAUGAUAGUAAGAAAGAAUCAGUCUGGGAGAAACCUAAACCUAUGAAGGAAUUAGAAGAGCUGCAAGCAAAGAUAGCAAAGGAAAAAGGUUUAUCUGACAAAAAGAUUGACACACUCGGAUUAGACGACAAGAUUGAAGUGAUAGACGUGGAAGCGCACGCGGAGGCAGCAGCAGCAGCUGCGGCUGCUGAGGAGUCGCGGCGCAUCGCUGAGCUGGAGCUGGAGAGGGAGAGAGAGCAGGCGGAGAGGGAACGAGUGGAGCGCGAGAGGGUGGAGAAGGAGCGCGCCGAGAGAGAGAAGGCGGACAAGGAGAAAGCGGAGAAGGAAAAGGCGAAGCAGGAUAGAAGUAGACCGAUAUCUAGUACUCCGAUAUCUGGAACACCCUGGUGCGUGGUAUGGACUGGAGAUGGGCGCGUGUUCUUCUACAAUCCAACGGCAAACUCUUCAGUAUGGGAGCGACCGCCGCAGCUGGUCGGCCGAGCAGACGUUGAUAAAGCUGUCAGCCAACCACCGGUAGACCUUCAGCGGAAAGCAGCUGGGGCUACUGCAGCUGGAGCUGGUGCUGCUGCAGCUGGUAAUGGGGAGCUGAAGCGUGCAGCAUCCGACAGCGAAGACUCGGAUCAUGAACCUGCUAAGAAAACUAAGACGGAUACAGGCAAGAAGUGUGCGGGUGUGAUAGACGCGGGCAAGCAGGCGGCGGUGGAGGCGGAGAUCCGCGCGGCUCGCGAGCGCGCCGUGGUGCCCUUCGAGCAGCGCGUCUGCCGCUUCCUGCAGAUGCUGCACGAGAGCGAGGUCUCCGCGUUCAGCCCCUGGGAGAAGGAGCUGCACAAGAUCGUCUUUGAUAGCAGAUAUCUCCUACUCACUUCUAAGGAGAGGAAGCAGGUGUUUGACAAAUACGUUCGCGAGCGCGCGGAGGAGGAGCGCAAGGAGAAGAAGAACCGGCUUCAAGCAAAGAAGACAGCCUUCAGAGAACUCAUGGAUGAAGCCAAGCUGCAUUCCAAAUCAUCAUUCACGGAGUUCUCCUCGAAGCACGGACGUGACGACCGCUUCAAGGGCAUAGAGAAAGCUCGCGACAGAGAGAAGUUCUUCAACGAGUACAUUCUAGAAGUACGCAAGAAGGAGAAAGAGGAUAAGGAGAAGAAGAAGGAACAGGUGAAAAAUGACUUCUUAGCUCUGCUGAAAGAGAAGAAUGUAGGCAGACACACGCGCUGGGCGGAGAUAAAGAAGAAGAUUGACAGCGACCCAAGGUACAAGGCGGUGGAGAGCAGCACGAUAAGAGAAGACUACUUCAGAGAGUACUGCAAGCUGGCGAAGGAUGACAGGAAGAAGGAUAAAGAUGGAAAGGAGAAAGAGCGUGACCGGUCAGCGAGCAAGAAGGAGAAGAAGGACAAGGAUAGAGAUAAGGAGAAAGACAAGGAUAAGGAUAAGGACAGUAAAAAAGAUAAGAAGAAAGAAAAAGGAGAGGAGGAAGGCGACACGUCCCGCACGGAGGCGGAGGAAACAGCCGGUGAUGGGGAGGUGGAGGGUGAGGUGGAGGCGGAGGGCGAGACGGAGGUGGAGGAGAGCAGCGAGGCGGCGGCGGCGCGCGAGCGGGACAGACAGAUGCGCGCGCAGGCUUCUAUCAAGGAGCGGGAGAAGGAGGUGCAGCGCGCCCUCGCCACCAGCCUGCGAGAUAGAGAUAAAGAGCGGGAAUAUCACAAGCGAGAUGAGGCUGUACAACACUUCAACGCACUAUUAGCGGAUUUGGUGCGGAACCCGGACCUGACAUGGCGGGAAGCAAAGAAACAGCUUAAAAAAGAUCAUCGCUACAAACUAGCUGAGUUACUCUCCAAAGAGGAUAAGGAGCGACUAUUCUCCCAGCACAUAAGCGUGCUAUCCAGCAAGAGGCGGGACAAGCUGCGCGCGCUGCUGACUGAGCUCGGGGUGACGAGCACCGCGCGCUGGCGGGAGGUGAAAGACCAGCUCCAGCAGCAGCCCACAGCACCGGUCUAUGCCAGCGCUUCACAGAUGGAGCGCGAGUUCCGUGAAUACCAGCGCGACAAGCAGAGCAGCGCGAAGGCUGCACUACGACAGUUGUUGCUGGAGUGUCGCGCUAUCACACACCGCAGCUUUGUCGCUGUCAAGGAGAGUCCCGCAGCGCUUAAUGCCAUCACUGACACCCUGCAGCAUGACACCAGAUAUACAGCACUGGAGCACGCGCCGGGCGAGCGGCUACAAACUAUAAUGGCGCACCUAGAAGAGCUGCAUAAGAAGGGACCUCCACCACCGCCCACUGCCAGCGAGCCAACGCGGCGACCUAAAUAGAUAAUAAAUAAAAUACAACAAUUU